This is a messenger RNA of Cyphellophora attinorum, 1413 nucleotides long. RefSeq lists its product as uncharacterized. The record is from RefSeq and is a predicted model, not a curated record. The transcript is spliced from 2 exons. NCBI's taxonomy places the organism in Eukaryota, Fungi, Ascomycota, Eurotiomycetes, Chaetothyriales, Cyphellophoraceae. Gene Ontology annotation, molecular function: zinc ion binding; DNA binding. The coding region runs from base 1 to 1413 and encodes 470 amino acids. Gene Ontology annotation, biological process: DNA-templated transcription.
AUGUGGAUUCGCUAUACCGGCGAGUAUGGUCUUGAUGGAUCGCUUUGGCAAAAUCAGAUCUAUACAUCGAACGCAACAGAGUAUGCGAGCUUGUCAAGGACCCUCGAACUGCCAUCGAAGGCGGAGGUUUUAGCGAUGCUGCAUACGUUCCAUCACUCCGACUUCGCGAAAGUUUUUCCCGUCCUUGAUCCUAGUCUCUUUCAUGAGACCCUCACAAAAGCCUACGACGGCAAGAAUGAUUUGGCAAGAGCAUGUAUUAGCGCCUUUGUUGCAUUCGCCCGCGCCUGCUCUCAAGGUCAUCUAGAUAUGGCCAAUCUGGAGCGAUUGAAGCAGACCGCAUAUGCCUUGAUUCCAGGAACAUUGGAAGCCACGCCUAGACUAGCUGUGAUUGAUACACUUGUCCUAGUGACUGUGUUACAUUAUUGCUCUGGCGCACUACAAACGGCUGAUGUCCUUCUUUCGAUCUGCGUGCGCUUCUUGUAUAUGGUCGACGGCCAUCUAAGCCCACGAGCACACUACGGCGAUGCGAACUCGAUGCGAAAGGCACAGCACUAUCGCGAUCUUUUCUGGAUUUGUUGGACAUUCGACGCCGAGAUCUCGUUCAGGACAGGCCGCCCACCCGCAAUGAACGGCACUUCGUGUGACCUUACAUUGCCCGCCUGGUAUUUACAACAGCCGCAAAUUGAUGGUGAUCAGUGGCGGUAUCCUGGCGAUCUUCGCCUGAGCAUGAUCAAGGCUGAAGCAUACCAAAAGCUCUAUUCCCCAGGGGCACUUCGCAAGCCUGAUGCAGAGAUCCUCAAGGAUAUUCGCGAGCUCGACGAAAUGCUCGAGACCUGGCGCCAGUCUGUAUCACCACAGAACCGACCGCCGCUUGCGUACACCCGCGACAGUCCGAGUCCACGCCCGGUCCGGGCCCACUGGUCGAUCUUAUGCCUCGAGUACCAUCACUGCAUGGGUACUAUUCAUCAAGCCAGUAGCCGCUGCAAGCUGUGGGACGGCGACAACGUCGUGCAGCAAGGCGUUGCUUCCAGUCACGAUUUAGCCCUCCAGGCGAGACGGUCGGUCCUGAUGUAUUUUCAUGACGUCGAAGAACGCAUGCUGCCGCAUGUCUUCUGGAUCAUCGUCUUCUUCCCACUCUCAGCUGCCCUAGCAAUCUUCUGCAACAUCGUCAGCAGCCCGCCCGGAGACGAAACUGCAAUUUCGGAUGCUAGGCUGCUUGCAGAAUCUUGUCACGAGCUCUCGAAGCGCGAUGGCGAGCGAGAGGUGCUCUACCCCGCUGCGCAAGUGGCCCAUGUGAGGCAUUUGCGAGAGUUCGUUGAGGAGCUGGUCAUGCUCGCGAAGGUGAUGGUCGAGGAGGGAGGCAAGUCGGAGGAGCAAAAGCGACUGCUGGAGGAAUUGGAUACUAUCGCUUAA